This is a messenger RNA of Balaenoptera acutorostrata (minke whale), 2425 nucleotides long. RefSeq names its product DEAD-box helicase 5 (gene DDX5). The transcript has 14 exons. NCBI's taxonomy places the organism in Eukaryota, Metazoa, Chordata, Mammalia, Artiodactyla, Balaenopteridae. Gene Ontology annotation, molecular function: RNA helicase activity; RNA binding; ATP binding. The record is from RefSeq and is a predicted model, not a curated record. Gene Ontology annotation, biological process: alternative mRNA splicing, via spliceosome. Bases 278 to 2122 code for a protein of 614 amino acids. Gene Ontology annotation, cellular component: ribonucleoprotein complex; nucleus; cytoplasm.
GGUUGGUUAUGGGCUUGAAAGCUCUCUGGAGACGUAAAUAUCUCCAAGUGGACAGAGCGGGUUCGCCUGGCCAUUUUAUUGUCUGGGCUGUACCUGGAAAAGGGCGCAGUGGCUUCCUUGAAGUGUGAAAGACGAGAAAAAGCACCGGUUUUUGUCAUCGCCGUCCGUCCGCCGCUGCCGCCCCCACAAGGCUUCGCCGUCGCCGGAGCCACUUCCAGCGACUCGCCGCACUCGAUUCUCUCCGCUUCGCUCCCCGCCAACCGCAACCAUUGACGCCAUGUCGGGUUAUUCGAGUGACCGAGACCGCGGCCGGGAUCGAGGGUUUGGUGCCCCUCGAUUUGGAGGAAGUAGGGCAGGGCCCUUAUCUGGAAAGAAGUUUGGAAACCCUGGGGAGAAACUGGUUAAAAAGAAGUGGAAUCUUGAUGAGCUGCCCAAAUUUGAGAAGAAUUUUUAUCAGGAACACCCUGAUUUGGCUAGGCGUACAGCACAAGAGGUAGAGACAUACAGAAGAAGCAAGGAAAUUACAGUCAGAGGUCACAACUGUCCAAAGCCAGUACUGAAUUUUUAUGAAGCGAACUUCCCUGCAAACGUCAUGGAUGUGAUUGCAAGGCAGAACUUUACUGAACCUACAGCUAUUCAAGCUCAGGGAUGGCCAGUUGCUCUAAGUGGAUUGGAUAUGGUUGGGGUAGCACAAACUGGAUCUGGGAAGACAUUGUCUUAUUUGCUGCCUGCCAUUGUCCACAUCAAUCAUCAGCCAUUUCUAGAGAGAGGUGAUGGGCCUAUUUGCUUGGUGCUGGCACCAACUCGGGAACUGGCCCAACAGGUACAGCAAGUAGCUGCUGAAUACUGUAGAGCAUGUCGCUUGAAGUCCACUUGUAUUUAUGGUGGUGCUCCCAAGGGACCACAGAUACGUGAUUUGGAGAGAGGUGUGGAGAUCUGUAUUGCAACACCUGGAAGACUGAUUGACUUCUUAGAAUGUGGGAAAACCAAUCUAAGAAGAACCACCUACCUUGUCCUUGAUGAAGCAGAUAGAAUGCUUGAUAUGGGAUUCGAACCCCAAAUAAGGAAGAUUGUGGAUCAGAUAAGACCUGAUAGGCAAACCCUAAUGUGGAGUGCUACUUGGCCAAAAGAAGUAAGACAGCUUGCUGAAGAUUUCUUGAAAGACUAUAUUCAUAUAAACAUUGGUGCACUAGAACUGAGUGCAAAUCACAACAUUCUUCAGAUUGUGGAUGUGUGUCAUGACGUAGAAAAGGAUGAAAAGCUUAUUCGUUUAAUGGAAGAGAUCAUGAGUGAGAAGGAGAAUAAAACCAUUGUUUUCGUUGAAACCAAAAGAAGAUGUGAUGAACUCACUAGAAAAAUGAGGAGAGAUGGGUGGCCUGCCAUGGGUAUCCAUGGUGACAAGAGUCAGCAGGAGCGUGACUGGGUUCUAAAUGAAUUCAAACAUGGAAAGGCUCCUAUUCUGAUAGCUACAGAUGUGGCCUCCAGAGGGCUAGAUGUGGAAGAUGUGAAAUUUGUCAUCAAUUAUGACUACCCUAACUCCUCAGAGGAUUAUAUUCAUCGAAUUGGAAGAACUGCUCGCAGUACCAAAACAGGCACAGCAUACACUUUCUUUACACCUAAUAACAUAAAGCAAGUGAGCGACCUUAUCUCUGUGCUUCGUGAAGCUAAUCAAGCAAUUAAUCCCAAAUUGCUUCAGUUGGUCGAAGACAGAGGUUCAGGUCGUUCCAGGGGUAGAGGAGGCAUGAAGGAUGACCGUCGGGACAGAUACUCUGCGGGCAAAAGGGGUGGAUUUAAUACAUUUAGAGACAGGGAAAAUUAUGACCGAGGUUACUCUAGUCUGCUUAAGAGAGAUUUUGGGGCAAAAACUCAAAAUGGUGUUUACAGUGCUGCAAAUUACACCAAUGGGAGCUUUGGAAGUAAUUUUGUGUCUGCUGGUAUACAGACCAGUUUUAGGACUGGUAAUCCAACAGGGACUUACCAGAAUGGUUAUGACAGCACUCAGCAAUAUGGAAGUAAUGUUCCAAAUAUGCACAAUGGUAUGAACCAACAGGCAUAUGCAUAUCCUGCUACUGCAGCUGCGCCUAUGAUUGGUUAUCCAAUGCCAACAGGAUAUUCUCAAUAAGACUUUAGAAGUAUAUGUAAAUGUCUGUUUUUCAUAAUUGCUCUUUAUAUCGUGUGUUAUCAGACAAGAUAGUUAUUUAAGAAACAUGGGAAAUGCAGAAAUGACUGCAGUGCAGCAGUAAUUAUGGUGCACUUUUUCGCUAUUUAAGUUGGAUAUUUCUCUACAUUCCUGAAACAAUUUUUAGGUUUUUUUUGUACUAGAAAAUGCAGGCAGUGUUUUCACAAAAGUAAAUGUACAGUGAUUUGAAAUACAAUAAAUGAAGGCAAUGCAUGGCCUUCCAAUAAAAAAUAUUUGAAGACUGAA